AUGGUUGGACCCACUACCUCCGUCGCUCCGGCAGAGCUUGCCGGCAAAAUCGCUCUGGUGACUGGUGGAAGUCGAGGAAUCGGAGCCGGUAUUGCUCUGGAGCUCGCAAAGAAAGGAGCUUCCGUUGCGAUCAACUACGCACGCGACCCCAAGUCCGCGGAGAAGACGGUCCAAGAGAUCAAGUCGCUUGGAGUCUCCGCGGCUGCAUUCCAAGCAGACUUGACCCAGCUGGACGCCAUCGAGAGCCUCUUCCGCCAAGUUGUUGAGCAUUUUGGACAAUUGGAUAUUGUCGUCUCCAACUCAGGAACAGAGAAAUUCGUCUCGCUGGCCGACACCACCCUGGAUGACUUCAACCAAGUCUUCGACCUGAACACGCGGGCUCAGUUCUUCGUGGCCAAGAAUGCGUACAACUAUCUCCAGCCCGGCGGUCGUGUGGUGCUCAUGUCGUCCAUCGCCGCGGGUGUCGGUGUCCCCGGCCACGCUUUGUAUGCUGGGAGCAAGAGCGCCGUGGAGGGUUUCACUCGCUGCUUUGCGGCCGACUUUGGCAAGAAGCGGUGCACGGUGAACGCCAUUGCCCCUGCCGGCGUGAAGAGCGACAUGUGGCUGGAGAACUCCUGGCGCUAUGCUCCAGGCUGCGACCAGAAUUCGUCGCUGGAGGAUGUCGAAGCUGCCUUGGCCAACGGAAGCCCUCUCAAGCGAUGCGCCGUUCCCGCGGACAUCGGUCGCGUCGUGGCAUUCCUGGCCAGUCCGGAUGGAGAAUGGAUCAACGGCCAGACCAUUCCCCUUAACGGGGGCUCUAGUAUUUGA
Messenger RNA from Penicillium chermesinum, 807 nucleotides. It is a transcript of the gene arp2, whose product is annotated as hydroxynaphthalene reductase arp2. Bases 1 to 807 code for a protein of 268 amino acids. NCBI's taxonomy places the organism in Eukaryota, Fungi, Ascomycota, Eurotiomycetes, Eurotiales, Aspergillaceae. The record is from RefSeq and is a predicted model, not a curated record. Gene Ontology annotation, molecular function: oxidoreductase activity. The transcript has 2 exons.